CUCCCUCUCUCUCUCUCUAAAACUAAGCGAAGAUGAUGCACAUGACCUUCUACUGGGGGCGCACCGUCACCAUCCUAUUCGACUCAUGGCGGACCAAUUCUUGGCUCAGUUACGGUUUGACCCUUUUCGCCUGCUUUGUCGUCUCCGCUUUUUACCAGUACUUGGAGGAUACACGGGUGCGCGUCACCCAGAUCGGGGCCAAGAAACGCGCUGAUGUUGAGGUGCCGCUGCUCCAGAAGAAGGUCGCCGGAAAGUUAUCAGCGGGGAGGAUUGCCGGGACGGUGCUGUUUGGGGUGAACUCCGGGUUGGGGUAUCUUUUGAUGCUGGCGGUCAUGUCGUUUAAUGGAGGUGUGUUCUUGGCCAUCGUGGUGGGGCUUACGGUUGGAUACUUGGUUUUUAGGAGUGGCAGUGAGGAUGUUGCUGUAGAUGUUGAUAAUCCUUGUGCUUGUGCUUAGUUAAUAAAGAUCGAUUCGAUUUGUAUCUUUUGUAUUAGUGGGUUUGUAUUUGUGAAUUCUGUGUUUUCUUUGA
Molecule: messenger RNA, 528 nt
Organism: Pistacia vera
Lineage: Eukaryota; Viridiplantae; Streptophyta; Magnoliopsida; Sapindales; Anacardiaceae
Product: copper transporter 5-like
Exons: 1
Coding region: 33-455 (140 amino acids)
Biological process (GO): copper ion transmembrane transport; intracellular copper ion homeostasis
Cellular component (GO): plasma membrane
Molecular function (GO): copper ion transmembrane transporter activity
Source: RefSeq, a predicted model, not a curated record